AGAUAACUCUGUAUCCAGACUUUACUUGAUUACGGUACUUUUUUCACCCUACACCGUCUCCAUUACUCCACGAUGCCGAGCAAUUUUGCGAAAAAGCAAAGUAAGCGAAUGAAAGCGAGACUUCGCUAUAAAAUCACUAAAAAGGUCAAAGAACACAAACGAAAGAUAAAGAAAGAGGCCAAAAAGAAUCCAAUAAAACACAGAAAGAAAAAGAAAGAUAUAGGAAUUCCUAACAGUCUGCCUUUCAAAGAAACGGUUCUGAAACAAGCUGUGGAAUGGAGGGAACAGAUGCGAGUUGCCAAAGAAGAGAAAAGACAGGCGGAACGAGAACAACUUGUAAAUAAAGCAAGAAAUCUUCCAGAAAUUUCUGCCAAAGUCAAGCAGAAUCCACAAGAAGUAGUUUACAGGCCGCAAGGUCUGUCUGAAGUCUACAAAAUUUUAGCAGAUCGUGAAUAUAAAGAGCCAAAAAGAUCUGUUGAAAAUUCUUUGAAAUGUUACUAUAAAGAAUUCAAGAAGGUGAUUGACCAAGCUGAUGUAAUUCUGGAAGUUUUAGAUGCUCGCGACCCACUUGGUACCCGCUGUAAAGAAGUUGAAGAAGCCGUCAUCAGUUCUGGUCUCAACAAAAAGAUUGUUUUAGUUCUUAACAAAAUUGAUCUUGUUCCACGUGUAAAUAUCGAAGCUUGGUUAAAAUAUCUGAAAAACGAAUUCCCUACUGUUCCCUUUAAAUCUUCUGUACAGAAACAAAAAUCAAAGUUGGGCCAUGUAAAGAAAUAUUCCAUGUGGAAAGGAUUGGAGAACAAGACGUCCAAUUGUCUUGGAGCUGAUCUCUUGAUGAAGCUGCUUGCUAAUUAUUGCCGCAGUGAAGGUCUAAAAGUAGCCAUCAGAGUUGGUGUUGUAGGUCUACCCAACACUGGUAAAAGCAGUAUUAUUAACAGCCUUAAACGAAAUCGGGCAUGCAGAGUUGGUGAUGUCCCUGGAAUUACAAAAUCAAUGCAAGUAAUAAGCUUAACAAAGAAUAUCAAACUCUUGGAUAGUCCUGGUGUUGUCAUGUCCGAUAAUCCCUCGGGUACUUCUCUGAUCCUGAAAAACUGUGUCAAGGUUUCUGAAAUUGAUGAUCCUUCAACAGCAGUAGAGACAAUCCUGAAACGAUGUAACAAAGAACAGAUCAUGAUACACUACAAGAUUCCAAAAUAUAAUGAUACUAUGGAAUUCCUUGCUAUUCUUGCACGAAAAUGGGGCUAUUUCAAGAAAGGUGGUUCUCCAGAUAUCAACAAAUCUGCCAAAGUUAUUCUACAACAUUGGAACAGUGGUCGCAUCAGCUAUUAUACCGAGCCACCCGAAAACGUUACUGCGCAUGUCAGUGCAGAAAUUGUUAGCGAAAUGGGGAAGUCCUUUGACUUGGAUGCCAUUAAAGAUGAAGAAAUUCAGAUAUUAAAUCAUUCUAAACCUAUGAGUAGCAGCUUCAUCCCCGUCCCAGGAUCGCAGCCAGUUACGUGUGUCAUGGACAAGAAAGUUGCUAAGUCCAUUGCAAGACAACAACUUCUUGGAAUAGAAGAAUCUAAUGAAGAAGAAGUGGAAAGCAUGGAUGAAAAUGAAGCCCCAGAAGCAACUGAGUUGCAAAACACUAAGAUAUGCUUAAGUGGAUCGCAAGCCACAUCAACAACCAGUUUAGCCUCAUCGACAUCAUCCAGUCAGAGCAGGAAAAAUAAGGAUGGACCCCAUGUAGAACAGAAGAAUAAAAGUCGCAAAGAAGACUUCAAGAAAAUGAAGAAACUGAGAAAGAAGUCAGAAAAGUUGGCUUCUAACUUGUCUGACACCAUGGAUAGUUUGUUGACUUUUGAUACAGAGGAAAACAACGGUGAUGCUGAAUGUAUGGACUCUGGAUCAGACUAUGAAUUUGACAAACAUUUCUGAAGAAAAGGCUUGGCAGUGUUUCUGUAUAAAGGCAAAAUAAACCAUGAAAUUUUUAA
Molecule: messenger RNA, 1970 nt
Organism: Octopus bimaculoides (California two-spot octopus)
Lineage: Eukaryota; Metazoa; Mollusca; Cephalopoda; Octopoda; Octopodidae
Product: guanine nucleotide-binding protein-like 3 homolog
Cellular component (GO): nucleolus
Molecular function (GO): GTP binding
Source: RefSeq, a predicted model, not a curated record